AUGAUUGAUAUGGACGCUUAUGUAGAAGAGGAAAUACCACGGUCACGAAAAAUUAAGGCAGCCGGAAAGCGGUUCCUCAGACGAGGACUAUCCGUGAGCGCCGAAAAAAUCCCAGUUCGAGAAAGAAAUAUCAAACGCGUGUCCACAUUUAAAUCAAUGAGAAGCUUUAUUGGUCUCGGAAAGAACCGAUUACAAGACAGUAGUGAAGAUGAAGAGUAUCUGCUCGAGUCUCUGCCGGGACCUUCGAGUGAACCAGAUGUCGUCUACAGUCAGAUCAGAUCCUCUAUGUCGUCUGACGAACCAUUACUCGAUCCACCUUCACCAGUUGAAACACCGAAAACAAAGAAAAUGCGUGUUGCGAUGGAUAUGGCUGGGCCCUCGGCUUUAAAGGCAGCUGACUUCCAAAUUUGCAUCACAGUGAUAGAAGCUCGGCAAUUGGCCGGGCUCAAUAUGGACCCCGUUGUUUGCGUUCAAAUCGGCGAACAUCGUAAAUACACCAGCGUAAAAGAGAGUACCAAUUGUCCUUAUUACAAUGAGUACUUCGUGUUCGACUUCCACAUGCCACCAAUCAUGCUUUUCGACAAGAUAAUAACGCUUUCGGUUCUACACUCCCGCAAUAUUCUCCGCUCUAAUAAGCUGCUGGGUAAUUUCAAGCUGGAUGUGGCAACUGUGUGGAAUCAAACAGAUCGGCAGUUCUAUCACAAAUGGGCGUUACUUACUGACCCUGACGACGUCACCUCUGGUCCAAAAGGGUAUCUUAAGUGUGACAUUAGUGUUAUUGGAAAAGGCGACCAAGUCAAAAUACCACCAAAGAGUGAAAAGGAUGAAGAUGACAUUGAAGCGAAUUUACUGCUUCCGGACGGUGUUACGAUUGAUCGUCAAAGAGCGAGAUUUGUUAUCAAUAUAUAUAAGGCUGAUGGUUUACCUAAAAUGGAUACCUCUUUACUUGCGAACAUCAAAAGCGCAUUUACUGGUGAAAGCCAAGACAUCAUUGAUCCUUAUGUACAAGUUUCUUUUGCUGGAAUGACAGGAAAGACUUCAGUGCAAAAAAACUGUUCUGCCCCAGUUUGGAAUGAACAAAUUGUAUUCACGGAAAUGUUUCCACCUCUAUGCCAACGUGUCAAAAUUCAACUAAGAGAUAAUGUGGCCAUACAUCCUAGUAUAAUCGCCACCCAUUUCAUUGAUUUAAAUACUAUUUCACAUGAUGGGGAGAGAGGAUUUCUGCCAACUUUUGGACCAGCCUACAUUUAUAUGUACGGAUCUACUCGUGAAUGCGCUCUAUUAGAUCAAUCAUCUAAUUUGAAUAAAGGAAUGGGUGAAGGGGUGCAAUACAGAGCAAGAAUUCUAAUAUCUAUACGCACUGAAGUGAUUGAUAAUUUUGAAACGCCAUCAUCGGAAGUUGAAGUUGAACCAAUAAUGCCAAUAAACGAAUUUAUCUAUGAGAAACACGAGGAGUUUUUCUUGUUCGGAAGCGUCUAUAGUGUGAAUAUGAUUGAUAAAAAGUUAAGCGAUAAGCCGAUCCACUUUGAACUCAGUAUCGGAAAUGCCGGCAAUUCGUUAGACGGCCCUCACUCAUCGAUGAGGAGAGCGCAAGACUUGGCUGUCGAAUCUUUAGAUGAACUCAAAGCCGAUACUGGAUACUGGCAAAGCACAAGUUACCCUAUGAAAGCUCAGUCAGCUGAUAGAUAUUAUUACUACCUACCUUAUUGGGACACGAAGCAAUGUAUGCAUGUUCGCAGUAUAUGGCCCGACCAUCGCCGCCGUUUAUAUAAUUCAAACAUGUUAAGCUACAUAAUAGAUAUAUUGGAGGAUGGAAUCACAAACGCUGAAAUGGCUCUAAAAACAAAUGAGAACUUUGAAAAUACAGCUCUAGCAUCAUUGAAGUCUGUGAUGGAAACGGUCACUCACUACUGUGCAAAAUAUAUCGAAUACAUGAAGAACGGUCCGCCGCUUGGUAAUACAAAACUUGAUCGAGAAAGAGAAAAGUUAUGCAUUUAUGAAAUUGAACAACUCGCCAACAUGGCUCGAACACUUAAAGCAAUUAUAACAAGAAAUUCCGUUAAAGACCGACUGAAAACCGCCUACGCCUAUAUAAAUCGAUUAAGAUAUAUAUGUGAAGACUCACAACAUGCUAUGCCCGAUAUCUUCAUAUGGAUGAUAAGCAAUGGGAAGCGUGUAGCAUAUCAACGCAUACCUGCCCGAGACAUAAUUUAUUCAGAUCGACCUGAUGAAAUUGGCCAACUUUGUGGCAAAAUGCAAACACUAUUCCUAAAGUGGCCAGGUAAGAAAGCAUCGGCACCAAGCGGUUGGACCGUUCCAGCAAAAAUCGAGAUCUACCUUUGGCUCGGACUCUUGCAAGACAAGCCGCAUUUUAUUGAUGGCUUACCUCGGGGUUAUUCAUUAAGUCCAGAAUUAAAAAAUAUAGAACGACCUCGGGCCAACCCGCCGAGCACUAUAUUCUAUUCUGAAAGACAUAAGUUCCAGAUGAGAGCCUACAUUUAUCAAGCGAGGUCAUUAAUAGGCUCUGAUUCCUCUGGGUUGUCUGAUCCAUUCGCUAGAGUUGUCAUUGAAGAUUGUUCUGCGACCACGCAAGUUAUUGACGAAACUCUAAGUCCAACUUGGGAUGAACUCCUCGUGUUUGAUGACGUGAUAUUAUACAGCACAAUAGAUGAAAUAAAAAAGAAUGCACCAACUAUAUCUAUUGAAAUUUUUGACCAGGAUAAAGUUGGAAAAUCUGAUUUUAUCGGGCGUGCUUUAGCUAGGCCACAUCUCAAAUCAUUGUAUGAAAAGUACGAAGAACCUGACUUUCCACCUCGUCUCGAGUGGUAUAACAUUUAUCGUGGUGGAGAAAGCGCUGGAGAGCUAUUAGCUACAUUUGAACUUCUUGAAGUACCUUUAAAACAAGGAACGCUUGAAUUACCUGAACUUCCAGAACCUAAAGAAUCUAAUGGGAAACCACCAGCUGAUGUUAAUAAAGGUCCGAUACUUCCUGUUCCUGUUGGAAUACGACCAACAUUGUCCAAAUACCGGAUUGAAGUACUUUUUUGGGGCUUGCGGAAUCUGAAGCGUAUACAUUUGCUAUCGGUUGAUAAGCCUAGAGUUGAUAUCGAAUGUGCCGGUCACAUUAUUCACUCCUCUAUAAUACAAAAUACAAAAAGGAAUCCCAACUUUUCAAAUCCCGUUAAAUACAUAGACGUGGAAUUGCCUGAUCAAGAUCUUUAUCGUCCACCAUUAACUAUUCUUGUAGUGGAUUGUCGCAGCUUUGGUAGAGUCACCUUAGUUGGUACUCAUACUAUCAAUUCCAUCCAUAAAUACAUGUAUACACCAAUGAGCAAACGUGAAAGAGAAAUAGAAGAGCGGAAAAAAUCUUUAAUACCACUUCAAAAUGUUGACUUGCAUAAUAAUCGUAUAAUCCAAGACGAUAUCAUUAUGACUACAGAUGACAGAGAAUGUUGUCCGUUAAUUAUACCCGAUUAUCCCUACGGUGCCUCUUAUGGCUCAGAUGCAACAUCUCCAAUGCGCAAGAAAAUACCUGGAUAUCCUAAACGUCAACUAAAUAGAAAGCGUAAACAAAGCUCGGAGACAAUACCGGUGGACGAUGAGGACAAAGAUUGGUGGUCAAAAUAUUUAUCCUCAGUAGAGAACAUGAUAGAUGAAGAAAAGGACCAUAAAAAGGAAAGUGAAGAUUUGUUACAACCUUGUCAAUUAAGUUACAUUGAUGAGACUCACUCACCGCGAGAUGACCGCACAAGACGGCGUCAAACUGUAUCGCCAAAGUCUAAGCUGAGCCCAACAAUCGCUAGUAUGAGUGAAAUACCAUAUUCCAAUUUGGCUAAAAUAUAUCCACAUGAGUUAGAAGCCGUACCAGAUUAUGAAGAGUUCAAAGACUGGCUACAUUCAUUUGACCUUUACCGUGGCAAGCAAACUGGAGAUGAUACAGAGGAUGAAAGUCGCAUUGUUGGCACAUUUAAAGGAGCUCUUAAAGUAUACAAAUGGCCAUUAUCAAAAAAUAUUGACGAUCAUAAUUCGAUUGCAUUCGAUCCCAACAAUGGAUUUUUCCAGGCAGUUCCUAGUAAUGAGCCGAUUCACGUUUUAAUAAGAGUCUACAUAGUAAAAGCUACUGAUUUACAUCCUAUGGAUUUUAAUGGUAAAGCUGAUCCAUACAUUGUACUUCAUCUUGGAUCACGAAAAAUAAGCGAUAAAGAACAUUACCAAUCCAAACAGCUAAAUCCUGUGUUUGGACGAUGUUUUGAAACCGAAGCUACUUUCCCACAAGACUCCAUGUUAACAGUUCAAGUUCUUGACUGGGAUUUGCUAGGAAAAGAUGAUUUGAUUGGAGAAACAAAAAUUGAUUUAGAAAAUAGAUUCUACAGCCGCCAUCGAGCAACUUGUGGACUACCAAUGAAAUACGACGAAGAGGGAUAUAACCGAUGGCGUGACGCAUUGAAACCAACUCAGAUUUUGGCUAAAUUAUGCAAAGACAUAAAAAUAGAUGCUCCUGUAUAUGAAUAUGGUCGUGUAAGAGUUGGUCGAACGAUAUUCAACAUGUGUAUGGACGACCCGGAAUUGUUUACUGAUCCCGAUACAAUUCAAGAACAAAUGGCAUUAAACGUUCUUCGGCGCUGGCAUGAGGUUCCCCGUCUCGGGACGCAUCUUGUUGUCGAACAUGUAGAAACCCGGCCACUUUACAAUCCUAGCAAGCCCGGUAUCGAACAAGGCCGAAUUGAAAUGUGGGUGGAUAUGUUUCCUAUGGACAUGCCUCUUCCGGGACCAUCCGUAAACAUCGCACCAAGGAAACCUAAAGCUUAUGAAAUGCGAGUCAUCAUAUGGAACACCGAUGAUGUAGUUCUUGAGGACGAUGCCUUCUUUUCCGGCCAAAAAAUGUCUGACAUCUAUGUAAAAGGAUGGCUGAAAGGUCCCGAUGAUUGUCAAAGUACUGACAUACACUACCGUUCAUUGACUGGCGAAGGGAACUUUAACUGGCGCUUUAUAUAUCCCUUUGAUUACUUAGAGGCCGAGGAGCGUAUUGUCACAUCAAGAAAAGAAUCCAUGUUUUCUUGGGACGAAACUGAAUGUAAAAUACCAGCUCGGCUAGAAUUACAAGUCUGGGAUGCAGAUCACUUUUCAGCGGAUGAUUUUUUGGGGGCUUUAACUUUGGAUCUAAAUCGCUUCCCCCGUGGUGCGAAAUCCUCUAAUCUUUGCAGCUUGGAGAUGUUACGAAAUGACGGUACAGUGCCAAUGGUUAACAUUUUCAAGCAAAAGCGUAUAAAAGGCUGGUGGCCUUUUUACACUAAACGGGACAAUGAAGAAAUGGAGCUCACCGGCAAAGUUGAGGCUGAAAUACAUUUACUUUCUCGGGAAGAUGCAGAGAAAAUGCCAGCAGGAUUAGCACGGAGUGAACCAGAUCCAUUGGACAAACCUAAUCGUCCUGAUGCAUCAUUUAUGUGGUUCUUGAAUCCACUGAAAUCCAUACGCUACAUUCUCUGGCACAACUACAAAUGGACCAUCAUAAAAGUCGGAAUGGUCAUUGCAUUUGCUUUAAUGAUCUUAUUGCUCGUGUAUGCAGUUCCUGGCUAUACAGUGAAGAAGUUCCUUGGAGCUUAA
Molecule: messenger RNA, 5604 nt
Organism: Pieris macdunnoughi
Lineage: Eukaryota; Metazoa; Arthropoda; Insecta; Lepidoptera; Pieridae
Source: the annotation of a GenBank genome assembly